Molecule: messenger RNA, 3808 nt
Organism: Daphnia pulex (common water flea)
Lineage: Eukaryota; Metazoa; Arthropoda; Branchiopoda; Diplostraca; Daphniidae
Product: putative fatty acyl-CoA reductase CG5065
Exons: 10
Coding region: 1562-3064 (500 amino acids)
Biological process (GO): long-chain fatty-acyl-CoA metabolic process
Cellular component (GO): peroxisome
Molecular function (GO): alcohol-forming very long-chain fatty acyl-CoA reductase (NADP+) activity
Source: RefSeq, a predicted model, not a curated record
UAAAACCUGGUCCUGCCCCUCCCUGCUUUCUUCCUCCUCCCUUCCCCACUCCUCCUCCCCCCUGGAAAAAGAGGAACUGGGACAAGAACCGUGCGCCGCGCAUUCAGACGACCGAGCGCUGCUGACCGAAUAGCGCGCACACACAGCGUACCCCCGUCACGCCCGUUGCUACCGUCACACUACUACUACUACGCCACCUUCAUUCAACGUUCGUUCACUUCACCAGAUCCAUGGCCAUUGGAUCUCUCGGCGGCAUAGGAUAGCUUGAUUAGAUUUUUCUCCUGCAGUUGGAAAAGUUGAGACGGCGAACUAUAGGAAGCGAGUGAAAACAAGCGGCCAUCAAACCACCAAGUAAAGAAAAGAGACUCACGGUGCAGACGCGGCUCUAGUGGUGGACUAGACGCACUCACAGCAGACUCGGCGUACCAUCUUGCGACAUUCCAGUCCACAGAUUUAUGACGACAACCAGUCGGGACCAGUAAAAAAAAGAAAGAAAGACGGUUGAAGCUGCUGCUUACAUCCGUUUUGUGUCGUCCAGCCGGCGUAGGACGUGUAGUACGUCUCAUUUCUUUCUAAAGCCGUGUCCGUCCCGCGUGUAUGUGUUCUCGAGUGCUUGGUGUCAGUUUCGUGAGUGCUUCAACUAGCAGUGUUCCUUCGUGCGAGUCACUCCUUAUAGUAGUAAUUAUCAUACGUUUUCACACCAUUAUUCCAUCAGCCAGUUGAUAGUCUCAGAUUCGAUUCAAUGAAUUUUCAUUGGCUACACCUGAUGAAACGUGCGAGGUUGCCUGUUGCAGACGGCAUUAAGACUCGAAUACGAACAGAAAACGCCCAUCAUAGGACAUUUUCUUUUGCUCUGAAUUCUCCUAUUUCGUGUCUUUGUUGUUAAUUCAGCUAAAGAAGAAAGGCACAGGCGAUAAAAUUUAAAUUUCGAAAAUCGACGAGAAAAUAGUUUACUCCCACCGAAAGAGAAAGAAUAAUUGAAACCCUCUAUUUUUAGUUUGUCCUAGUUUGCAUCUGGUUUAUUCACUCGUUUCUGCCAUGUGAAGGCAAAUUAUUCGCAUUUGUAUUCUGCAUCUAUUCUAUUUAAGGACCCUAUUUUGUUCGCUGCCAUCUUCCUCUAUGCUCUUCAUCUACGACUUGUUUCCUACGUGACUAACUUUUCAAUAUUUAAAGAUGGAAUAGUUGUAAUAUCCCGUUAGAAAUGACACGGCAACAGAAUAAGGGAUAACGUAAUCGUGAUUUUUAAUUUCUGACCUGCGUCUACAUGUUUCGCUUUCACUGCGGGAACCCCCAUGGUUCAGUGAAUAGGCUAGAUCUAUUACUUAUUCCACGUAUAUGAUUCCUUCCAAUUUGUUUAGCAUGGCUUUUGUUUGUUCGAUGGUUCAUAUCACAGAACUUUGCAAUUAAUUUUCUUUGUUUUGUUUGCGUCUGAUCGUGCAUAGGAUUCCAAACAAGUGGUGGGCGGUGUCGGCUUUUUGUAAAAGGCGGACAUUGUGCGGACAGUGCGUCAUCAUUACCCAUUGCAAUAUCCAGCCGGCCAGCCAGCCAGCCAGUCGCCGCCAUGGACAGCGAGUUAUCCAAUUUGGUGGAGUUUUACAGAGGCAGGAGCGUGUUCGUUACGGGCGGCACGGGAUUCUUGGGCAAAGUGCUAGUGGAGAAAUUGCUGCGUUCCUGUCCGGAUAUCAAGGCCGUUUAUUUGCUCAUCCGGCCGAAAAAGGGCCAGGAAGUCCGCAGCCGGAUUGAGGAAUUCAACCAACACAUCGUUUUCGAGAAUUUACGCCGUGACCGACCCCAGGCCAUGGAUAAAGUGAUCCCUGUGGCCGGAGAUGUGACUCUGGAAGGCUUUGGAAUUUCGCCAGAGGAUUUGAAACUUCUCUGUGAUGAAGUUUCUAUCGUCUUUAAUUCAGCGGCCACCGUCCGCUUCGACGAGGAUUUGCGGACAGCCGUUGACCUCAACGUCAAAGGCCCACAACGGCUCAUGAACGUCUGUCAUCAAAUGAAGCGUCUGGAGGCUCUCGUCCACGUUUCUACGGCUUACAACAAUCUGGACAAGGAGAGCAUUGAGGAAGUCAUUUACCCGACGCCUAUUACGCCUCGCAAGCUGCUUGAAAUCGUCGACUGUCUGGACGCCGACAUGCUGACGAGCAUUACUAGCCAGCUUGUUGGCAAAUGUCCUAAUACGUACGCUUAUACCAAAGCCAUCGCCGAACAGUUGCUGCGUGAAGAACACGGUGACAUUCCGCUGGCGAUUGUCAGACCAUCGACCGUAACGGCCGCUCUGUUUGAGCCCAUGCCCGGUUGGAUAGAUAACAUCAAUGGCCCAACUGGCAUCAUCGCUGGAGUUGGCAAGGGUUUCCUGCGAGUCGUUCGAUCCCAACCGGAACUAGUUGGCGAUUUGAUCCCCGUGGAAUUCCCUAUUCAUUUGAUGCUAGCCGUGGCUUGGUACACAGCCACUCACAAGUCGAAGGAAGUAAAAGUCUACAAUUGCUCAACGGGUGACCAUAACCCACUGACCUGGGGAGAUUUCCGAACAAUUGCAUUCGAAGCAUGGAUGAAAGACCCAGGCGGUGAUAUCAUGUGGUAUCCUAGUAUCAGCUUUAUCAGUAACGAGUGGAAUUACCUCAUCGCAGCCUACAUCUUCCACUACAUUCCGGCAUACAUAAUCGACUGCCUCGGUCGACUGCUCGGCAAACAGCCGAAACUUGUUCGCUUUUACAGCAAAGCCGACAAGGCGAUGGCUUGCCUCAAUUUUUACACGAUCCGACAGUGGCGAUUCAUCAGCGAUAAUGCCAUCCGCCUGCUGGAGAAGAUGUCACCAGCGGAUCGUGAGACUUUCUACUUUGACGUGCGUGAUAUCAACUGGAAACAGUACAUCACCAACUACGUUGCAGGCACCAAAAAGUACAUUCUUAAGGAUUACACACCUACAGAAAAGGCGAAAGUCAUCAUCAAAAGGUUCUAUUGGCUGCAGAAGGCGACUCAUGGAAUCCUUUUGCUCAUCGUGGUCUUUAUUGGCUUGCGUUUGUUCAGUUGGAUAUUUGGCGGCGCACUGCUGGCCACGUAGCCGCUCAUCGCAAUCAUUCAGCGCUUUCCGCAGCUACCAUGAUCAACUCCGACUAUCAUUUAUAUAAAUAUUUUUUUUGUCUUGUCAUUUAAUCUUUUUGAUCUUGUAGAAAGUAGAACCUCUUCACCAAUUGAUGAAAAAAGUGAAAAAAAAAAAAUGAAAAAGAAAAAUGAGAAAAUUAAAAAAAAAAAUAAUUGUAACAAUUUAAAAAAAACAGUAGUGGCAAAGAAGGAAAUUUAUAGUUCAAGUGCGAAAGCAAAUUACAGAGCAAUGGAAACCAAUAUGUGCAAGUAUAUAUGUGAUGACAUUGUAUGUGUGUAUUUUGUUUCUCGAAUGCCUGUUUUCUUUUUAUUCUCUCAGUUUUGGCUCGUGUGGAUGGAGAAAAAUCAAGACAAACAACAAAAUAUUGUAAUGCCGAACGAGUUCUAUAUUUGUUAUUCAAUUUUUUUUUUUUUUUAAUAUUUGAAUUUGAAUUUCGGCCGUUUCUGCUAAGUGUCAGGAAUCCGUCUAAUUGCUUAGCGGUAUUCUCCCAUGUUCCAUAUGCACAACAAUCUCGCAUGAUUACAUCUUCUACCUUUAUUCCUCUCGCAGCUCGUGUCUUAAGAAGGCGGCUGCCAUUGCAAAACAAAAACAAACCGCAAUAAAAUAUUCAUAUUAUUCAUUAAUUAAUAUGCACCUCCGUCUGCUCAUCCACAAUAAAUAAACGACAAACAUUCUUGUCUAGUACUGCAGUACUAAUACUCA